Molecule: messenger RNA, 225 nt
Organism: Aureococcus anophagefferens
Lineage: Eukaryota; Pelagophyceae; Pelagomonadales; Pelagomonadaceae
Exons: 1
Cellular component (GO): nucleus; cytoplasm
Molecular function (GO): protein binding
Source: RefSeq, a predicted model, not a curated record
GGAGGCACUCGCCUUUAUUAUGCAUCGCUUCGCGGUUGGCUUGCGACCAUGCGGUGGCUCAUCGACCACGGUGCCGACGUAAAUUUGCGCCUACUAUACGAUAAGUCAACGCUGCACGCGGCCCUCGCGCACGGCGGAAUUGACGCUGCGAGCAUGCUGCUCGACGCGGGCGCUCGCGUCGAUGCUGUGGAUCGCAACGGUGUCACGGUGCUGCACCAGGCUGCC